UUGCGAGUUUCGCGGCCACCGUAGUAUCGCCUACACGCUUGGAAGGGGCGAGCAAUAUUCAAAUGGUUGCAAACUGCAAUUUCAUAACUAAAUGCCACUAAAUCCUACACACUUGACGUAAACAUUAUUUGGCAAAUGUAACAUUAUUUCACCAUUUUUUCCAUGGAGCUCAUUAAAUAUUACUGUAUGUAGCAUUACUACUGUUACUUUGAUCUAUCCAGCUGUAUGAUUAAUUAGUGAGGCCUAGUGUUACCUGGACCACCUACUACACAUCAGAAGCUGAACACAUUGAAUAUUUUUCACAAUUAAGGCCAGUCAUUUUGUGCUACUUUUGCAUCACUUUAUUACUAGUGAAUAAUAGCCACUGCUAAAACAUUAUUGCUUUUAACAGUACAAGUUUUCUUAUUUUCUUACCAAAAAGAAGAAAGGAGGAAGAGAUACUCCUUCAUCUGGAGAGUUCACUGUCGUACAGUAAAUUCAGCAGUGAUGGUAGUGGUGAGGAAAGCCUCCAGAAAUGUUGGGAAGUACACGUUAACACACAAAUCCCAGCAAUACAAGAUGACUCAUCCUCGGCCCCGUCCGGCCAGAACCAUCAUGACCCGCAGCCAGUGUACCACCAGCGGCAGCUUCUUUCACAGGCUCCCAUCAGAGGUGUUUCACAUGAUCCUGGAUAAACUGUCUGUGCUGGAGAUCAGUGUGUUCAGCAUGGUGUCCAAGGAAAUCACUAGAUACGUCGUAGACUACAUCUCCACCCUGGCCUGGAAGAAUAAAACAAUCAUUCAAAGGUUUCACCACUCCACCUGCCCUGAACAGAGAUCCACUAUUGGACACUACAGAGACCUGGGUUUAUUGUUCAAGAGAUGUACCCUGUUGCUACCAACAAAGGACAGGUUAAAGUUUAUCUUUAGCAGGUUUUCACAGAUUCCCUGCUUCAUGCUGGAGCGGUGUUUAGCACCAGACUGCAUUGGCUUCACCAGCUAUGGAGUCUUCCUACAGACACUGAUCGCAGGGUGGGAUGAGCAGGAGUGUCACAGAGUGUUCAACUUCCUGUGUGACCUCACAAAUCUGCUGCAAAAAAUUGAGACAGUCAUCACUGGAAAACCAGGGGUGAGGUGGUACCAGGAGCUGCAGCUUCGUCUAUUCUGCCGUCAGGUUCUGUUGGACCCCUGGCCGAACCAGCCGGAGUGUCAGUUCUGGCUAGAGCAACUGCUGAAGCCUUGGCCCAUGGUCAGCCAGGCACACUUACUGUUCAUCUUCUAUGGACCUCUGCUGCCUGAGGGCACCCUCGGUUGGCAGGAUCUGGUGCAGAGGGGGCUGCCUCACAGUGCUCUGUGGGACCUGGCUAGGGCCAUCCUCCUGCUUUUCAGCAAACUAGAAGUCCAAGACAGGACAACCGAUUCGAUGCUGACAAUCUUGGAGGAGCUCAUUGUCAUUCCGCAGCCGUGGCAUGUGGAGAAUGUGGCUCGUCUCUUGGUGCUGUGUGGCAGCAGUCUCUGCUACACUGUUCUAGCCAGCAAGGCCAUCAAUGGACGACUUCUUGAGAUCUCCAGACUCAUCGUGUACAUCAUACUGGUGUGUGAGAAGGACGGCUAUCACAUGUCCUGGGCGGUGAAGUUGGUGCAGCAGAUCUGCAAGGUCUUCAGCACGGCUCCUGAAAAGUUCUGCUUCAUCCAACAACUGGAGAGCAUGUUUUCAGAGGUCACCAGGGAGUUUUUUGAGUUUUCUGUAGCAGAAAACCAUUUUGAAGACAGGGAGACCUUCCAGUCCCUGUGUAUCCUCCUGGACUCCAGUGCUCGCUUCCACACUAAAUUCCUCCACAUGUUCCUCAAAUAGGAAUGACAAGAUGGGGAAGAUAGGAGGAGGAAAGAAACAUACUCCAAUAAUGAAGGGGGUUAAACUAAAGAAGUGAAUGAAAGUGAGAGUGAUGGACCUUUACAACAAUAGUAAGAUCAAAUGGGAGGUGAAGACAGACUUGAACAUGGGAAGUGUUGUCAUGGUAGCCUUGAAAGUUCAGAUAAAUCUGCGGCUAUAAACAACACUGCAUUUGUUGGUUGACAAUUGAGCUGUUUAAUUACUUUGACCAAACAGCAUGGUUAUUUAUACAAAUUUUAUAUUUCUCUCAAAGGUUUAAAAUCUUGUUCUUCUUAAACAUCUUGCAUCUUUUAUAAACUGUAUUUAAUAUUUAUUCAUUAACAGUAACAAUAUAUAUUGACAAUAUUUAUUAUUUAUUCACAUUGAACCUCUGUUAAUAUAGUUAUAAUACAAUGAUUACAUUGUUUUUGUAUGAUUUAUUAAAUUGGUUGUCAUUUGUCUUCA
Molecule: messenger RNA, 2316 nt
Organism: Siniperca chuatsi (mandarin fish)
Lineage: Eukaryota; Metazoa; Chordata; Actinopteri; Centrarchiformes; Sinipercidae
Product: F-box only protein 47-like
Exons: 11
Coding region: 487-1833 (448 amino acids)
Molecular function (GO): protein binding
Source: RefSeq, a predicted model, not a curated record